UGAAAUGCUGACGAGAAACACUGUAGAGAAUUAUAUGGUCAUGGUGGACCUACUGAUGCUGCAAAAGCAGCCUUUUUGAACUUGGCAAGUGAGAAGUUGCAACUUGCAAUGAAAGGAAACCGAUCAUACAUAGGGUUCUCAUUUAGUCAUUUUCAACCUCACUUUCCCAUCCAGAGCUGGGAUCUCAGUUUGUUUGAGCCAAACACUCGGAUCUUUGAUCCAAAAGUACUCAAGGAAGGCAGAUCAGUAGGAUCGAGGGAAGCAAAGGAAGCAGAAUAUGGCUUCUCUGGCCGCUGAAGCAGCAGCCAGUUCUUCAUCUUCAUCUCUCCCACCUUUAUCUACUGAUCAGCCAAAUCAUUACACCUACGAGGUCUUCCUGAGCUUUCGGGGUGAGGAUACGCGCAGUAGUUUUACAGAUCAUUUGCACAGCGCUUUGUAUGAGAGAGGAAUCGAGACCUUCAUUGAUGAUGAGCUCAAAAGAGGAGAAGAAAUAUCAUCAGCCCUUGUCAAAGCAAUUGAGGAGUCCAGAGUUUCAGUUGUCGUCUUCUCUCAAAACUAUGCUUCGUCAAGGUGGUGCUUGGAUGAACUGGUCAAGAUACUUGAAUGCAGAAAAUCAAAAGGGCAAGAGGUUAGACCAGUUUUCUACAAGGUGGAUCCCUCAGACGUACGACACCAGAGAGGUGCUUUCGGUGACGCAUUUGCUACACUUGAUCAAUGCAAACACAAGGAUAGCAUUGAGAAAUGGAAGGCAGCUCUUACGGAAGCAGCAGAUUUGUCUGGAUGGCCUUUCAAGGAUGGCGAGUACGAGGCUAAAUUUAUUAAGAAGAUUGUUGGGGAGUUGUCUGCCCGAGUAGUAAACCCUUCAUAUGAGUUGCAUGUUACUGAACAUCCCAUUGGAUUAGAGUCUUGUAAUCAAGAAGUCUACAAACUUUUACAUGCUGAGGACAAUAUUGUUCGUAUGGUUGGCAUUUGGGGGCCUGGUGGAAUAGGAAAGACCACAAUUGCGAAACAUGUGUUUAAUUCAAUUCGCCAUGAGUUUGAAGCUUGUUGUUUCUUAGAAGAUGUUAGAUCAAGUGGUCUAACCCAAUUGCAAGAGACACUUGUUUUUGAAAUCUUAAAUGACUCAACUUUGAAAGUGCAAAGUGUUGAUAAAGGAGUAGGUAUGAUAAAGACAAGGAUGAGGAAUAAGAAGGUUCUCUUACUCCUUGAUGACGUGAGUCAUUCUAGCCAAUUACAGAACCUAAUUCCAUCUCCUUAUUGUUUUGGACCAGGCAGUAGAGUUCUCAUAACAACAAGAGAUAAACGGUGGUUAACUGCUCAUCAAGUCGAUGAAGUAUACGAGGUCAAGAUGUUAAAAGAUCAUCAAGCUUUGAACUUGUUUAGUUUGAAUGCAUUCAAAAGUAAUGGACCUCCAGGCGAAUAUCUAAAACUUGCACAACGUGCGGUAUGCUAUGCCCAGGGCCUUCCAUUAGCUUUGAUUGUUUUAGGCUCUCAUUUAUUUCGUAGAAGCAGAGAGGAGUGGGAAGCUACAUUAGAUAGUAGCAGGGGAGAAGAUCCCCACAGAGAGAUAAGAGACGUGCUCAAGAUAAGUUAUGAUGCUUUGGGGGCAGAUUUAAAAGGAUAUUUUCUUGACAUUGCUUGUUUCUUUAAGGGUUACCCUGUACACAUUGUGAAACCAAUACUAGAAGCUUGCUAUGACCUCAAAUCAGUGACUGGUAUCGCACAACUCCAAGAAAAAGCCUUGAUAAGAAUUGAUGGGCACAAGAUUUGGAUGCAUGACUUGAUUGAAGAAAUGGGUAAAGAUAUAGUAUAUCAAGAGUCGCCUGGUGAGCCCGGGCAACGUAGCAGGGUCUGGAACGAAGAUGAUGUUAAGCACAUUCUAGCAUAUAAUACAGGAACUGAUAAAGUUAUAGGCAUCCAGAAGUCAUCUAUGGGACUUUUACAUUCUGAAAGCUUAUCUCAGAUGAAGAAUCUUAGAUAUAUACAGUGGGUUUCUAAUGUUGAUAAUUAUGUGUUUGAAGAUAUGGAUUAUCAGCAUUAUCUAUCCAACCAGUUGAGGUGGAUUGAUUGGCCAGCAUAUCCAUUCAAAUGUCUUCCAUCUGACUUUCAUGCAAACAAACUCGUAGAGCUCAAUAUUCCUCACAGCCGCAUAAUCACACGAUUAUGGGAGGGAUGUAAGAAUUUCUCAAGCUUAACAGGUAUGCAUUUAAGUGGUUGUAUAUCCCUGACAGAACUCCCAGACUUCAGAGGAAUCCCAAACCUGAAAGAGUUGGAUCUACGUGACUGUAAGAGUUUAGUUAAGGUUCCUGAGUCGCUUGGAUUGCUUGAUAAGCUAGUUACCUUGACUGUUGACAGAUGCUAUAGUCUUAUUAUGUUUCCUAAAAAAAUUAAGUUGAAAUCUAUAGAGACUAUUUCUCUCCACCUUUGCCAUCAAUUAGAGGAAUUUUCAGAAGUAGGGAAAGAGUUGGGUUCACUGAGGAUGUUGGAUCUAUCAGGAAGUGGCAUUAGAGAAUUGGAUGAGUCAAUUGGAAAUCUCAUUGGGCUUGAAAACUUAAAUCUUGGGAGUUGCAAAAAUCUUAGGAGUCUACCGUGCAGCAUAUAUGGGUUGCAAAAUUUGGAGGAGCUUGAUCUGUGUUACUGCUGGAAUCUGGUUAGAUUUCCAACAAAUUCCAACAUUGUGAAUGGCAAUGGUUGCUCACUAUCACUUCCCAAGCUAAAAAGAUUGAGUAUCAUCGUGUCCGGUUUGUCAGAUUGUGAUUUCCUGAAGACUCUUGAUUGCUGGGAAACAUUACAGUCGCUUGAUCUGUCACAUAACAAGUUUGUUAGUCUUCCUGGACUAACAAAAUUUGUCAACUUGGUGUCACUUAAGUUGAACAAUUGCUACAGAAUCCGAGAACUUCCGGAGCUUCCACCUAAUGUUAAAGUACAGGUAAGGGGGUGUGAUUCACUGGAUUUAGGGGGAGAGUCGCCGAUAAUUGAAUCUGAUUGGGACGCAAGGACAAUAUUGGAACAGUUCGGUGGCCCUGAGCCAGUAUUGCAUUUUCUGUAUUCCAAACCUCCGAAACGACAACUCGCUGCUGGGAGGGAAGCACCGUCGCCGUCCACUAAAGAUGACUGUGAACCACUGGACAUAGAGGUGGCGUCACCAUCAGAAGGAAAAAGGUCCCAUAAGAUUGUCGAAGAAGAAGUGUCAGUACCAGAAAAAAGGCCAAGAAACUGACCACCCUCCCUCUCUAGUUUCAAUGUCUGUCUUCAAUAUUUAUGUUAUUAUAAAUCUGGAUGCUGAUAUUCUGCCAUUUUUGAACCAGUAGGUCUUGCUUCCUUGCAUUACAAACACAUGCAUAUUUAUUGAUAUACUCUUAUGAUCUAUGACAGUCUUAAAAUUAAUUUCAUUAGCGGAAUUUUUACUGUUGUUGGGUUUUGGUUAUGGUUAUGUUUGAGAUUUUGUUUGGGACUGGGUUGUCAGUACUAAGAGCAUGUGUUAAGUACCUGAUUUAGUAGCAGAAGCAUCCAGCUGUUCAAAAUUUCAUAGGACAGUUGGUCGAUCUUUUCCAUCCAAUUUGAACUUUAUUUGGAAACAAAGUCCUCUUCUUACUCUAGUUACACUCUUUGAUUGAAAGAUUUUAUGUUUCGUUGAGGUUUUCUGAGAGAUCAAUUUGGAAUUUGAGUGUAGGGCUUUCAAAUGAACCUUGGCACUGCUACAAUUCUAGAUGCUGAGGCUCUUUUUAUCAGUUUACGGUAUCAAACUCGUCUUUAAGCAUUAUCAUGUCAAAGUGAAAAUAAGGUUCUAGAAUAGUAGCGGUUAUUAAGAAUGGCCUGUCUUUGGCCAACUAUCUUGCUUCGUGGUGCUGCGGCAGGUGUGCUGAACUUUGGUUCACAUUGUUUCUAAGGAUUGAAUUGAUGCUGUGCUCUUCAAACAGUCUGACUUCCUGUAUUCCAGUGCAAUGGUCUUGUAUGGUGGUUGAUGAGUAAUUUUUUUCAGUCAUAAGCAAGUGGCUUGAAUUAUUUAGAAGCUGCUGCAGGAUUAAGCUCUCUCUAACAAGUA
This is a messenger RNA of Argentina anserina (silverweed cinquefoil), 4045 nucleotides long. Its product is annotated as disease resistance protein RUN1-like. Gene Ontology annotation, biological process: defense response; signal transduction. The coding region runs from base 278 to 3220 and encodes 980 amino acids. Gene Ontology annotation, molecular function: ADP binding; protein binding. The record is from RefSeq and is a predicted model, not a curated record. NCBI's taxonomy places the organism in Eukaryota, Viridiplantae, Streptophyta, Magnoliopsida, Rosales, Rosaceae. The transcript is spliced from 6 exons.